CUAGUUGGAUUGAAUUUAUGAAAGGCACCAACAUAACAAGCGUUAAAAAGAAAUUUCCCGGUGUUAUAUUUAUGGUGGCUGUAGGCGGUUGGUAUAACGGCGUCCAACCGUUUAUUAAAUUUACCGAUCACAAAGAAAAUCAAAAAAUUUUCGCCCAAACUGCUCUCGAUUUUGUUAAAAAACACAAUUUUGAUGGGUUAGAAUUGUGUUGGUUGUAUCCUACAAAAAGAGGUGGUUAUAUAAGUGAUCGAAAAACUUUUGUCGAAUUAUUAAAAGCAAAAAAUAAUUUAUUAUUCUCAGUUCUUAUAAGUGGGGCUUACACGACGAUUAGUUCGGGUUACAAUGUACCGGAAAUUUUUAAAAACGUCGAUUUCGUCGAUAUUAUUAGUUAUGAUUACAAUGGAUUAUGGAGUGAUAAAAUCGCCCCAAAUGCGCCACUUUAUAGUAAUGAUCAAAAUAACGUG
This is a messenger RNA of Onthophagus taurus, 464 nucleotides long. NCBI's taxonomy places the organism in Eukaryota, Metazoa, Arthropoda, Insecta, Coleoptera, Scarabaeidae. The record is from RefSeq and is a predicted model, not a curated record.